CUUCCCUACAGGCCGGCUCCUGCCGCAUCACGCAUGACGUACUGGGGCAGUGCGACUAGUGAGGGGUGACCUCAUCUCCAGGCGCCGGAAGUGGCGGCCUAGCCGGUGUCUGCUCUCCGCCUGCCUGGGGCUGGGCACUAUGAGCGCAGAUGAUGAGCUAAAUCUCUUAGUCAUCAUUGUUGACACCAACCCUAUCUGGUGGGGGAAGAAAGUGCUAGGGGAAUCAGAGUUUACAUUAUCAAAAUGCCUGGAUGCAGUAAUGGUGAUGGGAAAUUCACAUCUAUUUAUGAAUCGCAGCAACAAACUUGCUGUAAUAGCAAGUCAUACACAAGAAAGUCGUUUCUUGUACCCUGGAAAGCACUGGGCAUUUGCAGAUCUCUUUGGAGAUGGUGGUAGUUUCGUAGAAUCUAAUUGCUCUGGCAGCAAAGAUGGAAAAUAUGAAUUAUUAACUGCAAUAAAUGAAGUAAUCGCAGAGGAGCUUAAAGACCUGAUGACAAAAACUGACAUGAAGGGCCAGCAAACGGAAACUUUGUUGGCAGGAUCACUUGCUAAAGCACUUUGUUAUAUUCACAGGAUGAACAAGGAAGUAAAAGCCAGCCAAGAUAUUAAAUCAAGAAUUUUGGUCAUAAAAGCUGCAGAAGACAGUGCAUUGCAGUAUAUGAAUUUCAUGAAUGUGAUCUUUGCAGCACAGAAACAGAAUAUUUUGAUUGAUGCCUGUGUUUUGGACUCUGAUUCAGGACUCCUACAGCAGGCUUGUGACAUUACAGGAGGCAAAUACUUGAAAGUGCCCCGGAUGCCAUCCCUUUUGCAGUAUUUGCUGUGGGUAUUUCUUCCUGAUCAAGAGCAAAGAUCCCAACUAAUCCUUCCACCCCCCAUUCAUGUUGACUAUCGAGCGGCUUGCUUCUGUCAUCGAAAUCUCAUUGAAAUAGGUUAUGUCUGCUCUGUGUGUUUGUCAAUAUUCUGCAACUUCAGCCCUAUUUGUAGCACAUGCGAGACUGCUUUUAAGAUUUCAUUACCACCUGUCAUGAAGGCCAAGAAAAAGAAACUAAAACUAGCUAUAUAGCAACCUUAUAGAAACGCACCAACCAUUACCUCCUGCAUGUAAUUCCAUGAAACAGCAUGUAGCUGAGAAGGUGGCAUUUUUUUAUAGGUGUGAAAGAAAUAAUUGUUCAAAGUGUUCAAAUCUAUGUUGCUAAACAUUUAAAAACAUCACAAAUGUUGUAUGCACCAUCCCUAUAAGCAACAAAUGGUUGUAUUGGUGCAUGCUCUGUAUUAUUUUAAAAUCAAAUCUCCUAUUUGUGACUAUCAGGAGCCAGAAACUGCUUGUAUAAAGCAGAGGGUGCACUUACCAUCGUAGAACAACAUAAUAGCAUCCCCGAGUCUGUUUACAGUUAGAGACAGAAUGCAAAUAUUUAGGCCCUGAUCCUGCAUGAAUGUUAAAGUAAAAGUAAGCAUGGCUGUGUAUGUUUGCAGGUUCCAGGCUGUAGUGUUAUGGAUAGAUUCUAUAGUUCUUUUCAACACGGUUUGUAGUUCAAUUUCAUUUGUGAAGAGGCAAGUUUGAUAUAUAUUUUUCCUUUUCCCCCCACUAAAUUCCCUUUUAGUGGGUAUUAUCUGCUUUAAGUGUGUUUUAUUCUUUUCUCACUUUGAUAUCUUCUCCCCAAAAUGAAAGUAGUCUGAAAAUUAUUCACCUGAAUAAUCUAUUACCAGGUAAUACAGAGAUGAGUAAUUUUCCUUUUGAAGUUCAGCAACAGAAGCAUCUGUGUAUUUUUUUUUUUUCUUUCAUGUGCAGGGAUUUGUUUUUAUGAUAUUUUGAAACUGGAAAACAGUUAAUUGUCUGAAAUCUGAUCACAAGUUUCUUUUUUAGAUUGACUAGCACCGAAGAAA
Messenger RNA from Chelonia mydas (Green sea turtle), 1884 nucleotides. RefSeq names its product general transcription factor IIH subunit 3 (gene GTF2H3). The transcript is spliced from 13 exons. Gene Ontology annotation, cellular component: transcription factor TFIIH core complex; transcription factor TFIIH holo complex. The record is from RefSeq and is a predicted model, not a curated record. Gene Ontology annotation, biological process: nucleotide-excision repair; regulation of DNA-templated transcription. Bases 140 to 1063 code for a protein of 307 amino acids. NCBI's taxonomy places the organism in Eukaryota, Metazoa, Chordata, Testudines, Cheloniidae.